Messenger RNA from Pieris macdunnoughi, 1434 nucleotides. The record is from the annotation of a GenBank genome assembly. Lineage: Eukaryota; Metazoa; Arthropoda; Insecta; Lepidoptera; Pieridae.
AUGGAGGCAAAGGAAUUCAAGGAGUUUGCGAAAGCGAUGACGGACUACAUCGCAGAAUACCUUGAAAACAUACGAGAUCGGCAAGUGGUGCCAUCUGUAAAGCCAGGAUAUCUGAGACCAUUGGUGCCGGAACAAGCUCCAGAGAAACCGGAACCUUGGACCGCAGUAAUGGCGGAUAUUGAACGGGUUGUCAUGUCAGGAGUCACACAUUGGCAUUCGCCUAAAUUUCACGCGUACUUCCCCACUGCCAACUCAUAUCCCGCUAUAGUAGCUGAUAUGCUGAGUGGGGCAAUUGCCUGCAUUGGAUUUUCAUGGAUUGCAAGUCCUGCUUGCACUGAGCUCGAAGUCGUGAUGUUGGAUUGGCUGGGUCAGAUGCUUGGUCUUCCUGAAGAGUUCUUGGCCCGUUCUGGUGGCGAAGGUGGCGGUGUUAUUCAAGGGACUGCCAGUGAAGCCACACUGGUCGCUCUACUUGGAGCGAAGUCGAAGGCUAUGCAUCGUAUCAAAGAGCAACACCCCGAAUGGACUGACGUGGAAAUCUUAUCUAAACUUGUUGGCUAUUGCAACAAACAGGCACACUCUUCGGUAGAACGAGCAGGUCUCCUAGGAGGCGUAAAGCUGCGGUCACUAAACCCUGACAGCAAGCGGAGUUUAAGAGGUGACACACUCAGGGAUGCGAUAAAGGAAGAUAUCAAGAAUGGUCUCAUUCCAUUUUGCGCUGUGGCUACUUUAGGUACCACAUCAACUUGUGCUUUCGAUGCUCUUGAUGAAAUCGGUGACGUAUGUCGCGAAAAUGAUAUCUGGCUGCAUGUCGAUGCAGCGUACGCUGGUUCAUCAUUCAUAUGCCCCGAAUACCGAUACCUAAUGAAAGGUAUAGAAAAAGCCGACUCGUUCAACUUUAACCCCCACAAGUGGCUACUAGUUAACUUUGACUGCUCCGCUAUGUGGCUGAAACAGCCCCGUUGGAUCGUUGAUGCAUUUAACGUUGACCCUCUGUACUUAAAACACGAUCAGCAGGGAUCAGCGCCUGAUUACAGACAUUGGCAAAUUCCUCUGGGGCGUCGUUUUAGAGCUCUUAAGCUGUGGUUCGUCCUAAGAUUGUAUGGAAUUGAAAACCUUCAAAACUUCAUCCGUAAACACAUUGCAUUGGCACAUUUCUUCGAGAAACUUUGUGGCGAAGAUGAGAGAUUCGAAGUUGUUGAGGAAGUUCUCAUGGGCCUUGUCUGUUUUAGACUAAAAGGCGAUAAUGAUUUAAAUGAAGCGUUAUUGAGACGUAUUAACGGACGAGGAAAAAUUCACUUGGUUCCAUCAAAAAUUGACGAUUCAUACUUCCUACGAUUGGCUAUUUGUUCCCGUUUCUCCGAGGAGAGUGAUAUACAAGAAUCUUGGGAGGAAAUUAAGGCUUCGGCUAGUGAUGUUUUGACAGAAAACAAAUGA